AUGUUUUUGCUUCAUCGCUCAUUUUUCAUGUCCUAUUGGCAGCCUCCACCGUCACCCCCAAAGCCGCCUUCACCGCCCCCACCGCCGCCAACCUUCAGCUUUAGCGUCACCGUCGAGUUUACUUCCAUCUUCCCCUGGCUAGGCAAGCCUGACCGCCAGUUCGGUCGCGACGUCAACUGCACUGAGCUAGCGGACCUCAUUUCCACGGAUCUCACUACCGCAGCCACACAAGCCCAGACCAGCUUCCUGAUCCCGCUUCAGGUCAACACAUGCAACAACAGUCGCUUUGUCAUGAGCGGUGCAAUUGCCCGAGAUUGGUCUGCUUGCUUGGAACUGGAUACCCUAAUCAAUGACCGCAUGCUGCCAUACCCCAGCAACUUCAUCACGAAUAACCCGGAGUACUUGCAUAGCUUUAAUGUAGCAGUUUCAGUUUGCGGUUUGGUUUUAUCCUAUGUGCCGCCCGGUGGUAUUUGCAAGGGCUCCAUGUCAAGAGCAGUGACUAACUAGGCUAGCUAGUAGUGCGCUGUAUUGGUGACGGAGUAUGUAUGUAUGUAUGUAUGUAUGUACGUAUGUAGAUCGACGACACUGCUGCAGACGGGCGCAUUCUAAUGACGCCCUUGGGCUCGCUGUGUGUGGUGGGGCUCCUGACUUGAGGUUGCGAAGUGUACGGCAUAGGUUGCUUAAUAAGCUUACUGACGGGGAGACGAACGACUGCGGCUCUGCAGGACCGGAUUCGGGGACGUUGGCGAUAUGUAAAACUGUAAAAGGUACGGAUGCCGA
Volvox carteri f. nagariensis is the source of this 780-nucleotide messenger RNA. RefSeq lists its product as uncharacterized. Bases 1 to 507 code for a protein of 168 amino acids. The record is from RefSeq and is a predicted model, not a curated record. The transcript is spliced from 3 exons. Lineage: Eukaryota; Viridiplantae; Chlorophyta; Chlorophyceae; Chlamydomonadales; Volvocaceae.